Molecule: messenger RNA, 2039 nt
Organism: Nezara viridula (southern green stink bug)
Lineage: Eukaryota; Metazoa; Arthropoda; Insecta; Hemiptera; Pentatomidae
Source: the annotation of a GenBank genome assembly
UUCUAAGUAAUUUGAUUAUCCAAGAGAAACAGAUAUCUAAAUAUAUCCUGGUUAUGAGGUUGUAAGGUUAUAAGUUUACAAUUAACUGUUAUAAUAUAAGUAUGUCUUACAAAAAUGGUAGGAGUGAGAACUUAUUUUCUAAAACCAAUAGAGUUGAUAGAUAUAAACAGAUGACAAAGCAGCAGCAGUUGAUUGAAGAGAAGAAACGACAGAUUCAAGAAAAGCAAGAACAGCUAAAAAGAAAAGAAGCAGAAGAUGCUUUAAAGAAAAUACAAUCUAAUGAAGCUAAUAAUGAAAAGAAGAAACCUUUAGUUUUUUCAAAUGAUGGUACUUUUCUUGAUCAGUUUAAGAAAUUGUCUGGUUUACAAGCUCAAGAUGGUGGAAAUAAUGAUAAAGAUAAAUCAAACACUUCUGAGAAUAUUAAACAAUGUGAAAUACAUGAAGGAGACUCUGUUACAAACAGUAGCACUGAAGUUGAAGAGAUCGAUGUAAAACUUGAAGAUGAGACAAAUUCAAAUGAUUUACAAGAAGAUAAAAAGCAUAUAUCCCAGUUUCCUCCUCCUCUCCCACCUCCGGAUCCUCUGACUCACACCCCAUCUAUACAACAGCAAGCAACACUAACGCCUCAUCCACAAAUGAUAUCACAACCUCAAGUGGUGCUGCAGUCACCCCCACUGUUACCACAAUUUCAACAGCAACCUCCACAAAACUAUCAUAUUCCUUAUAGCGUUCCACCACCCCCACCUCCAGUAAUGCCACCCCCCAUAAUGCCACAAAAUAUUCCACCACCAAUCGCACCUCAAUCUAUACCUCCUCCUAGGCCGAUGAAUGUCCAGAAUAUACCUCCUCCACCUUUAAAUAUACCACCGCCUCCUCUACCGCCUCGUUAUCCUCCUCCUCCGCAAUUCCCUGUCAAUCAGUUGCCUCAUCCCAUACCAAAUCUCUGUCUACCGCCGCCUAUCUUCAAUUCUAACCAAGUUCCUGCAGAGAAAAUCCAGGGAAAUACACAGAGCGAAGGUUUCACCCCUCCUCUGGAAAUCAAACAGGAACCAGACUCUAAGGAUUGGUUUUCUGCAAUUAAGGACAAUUCUAACGAUGGAAGUGUAAGGGAAAGGAAAAGGAAAAGUCGCUGGAGCGACGAAAAGGAUAUGAAGAUCUCCAAUGCGGUGAAUUUAACUUCAAUAGCUCCAAAAAUAAAUGUCACAGGUAUGUCUGGUCACAUGAUUAGCAAGGUGACAAGGACAGAUCCUGGUCUUCUGCAGUAUGCUUUAACUGCGUAUGGUUCAAGCAAUUUAUCAGACGAAGAUUGGAAGAAAGCAGAAGAAAAUUAUAAAGUCCAUCUUUUAUAUCAAGAUAUGAUGGCGAAAAGAGCGGAAGUAGAAAAAUUAAAAGAAGCUGGUAAGAACAAAUAUGAAUAUGAUUCAGAUGAAGAGAUUGAUGAAAAAGGCACGUGGGAGCAUAAAUUGAGGGAAAAGGAAAUGAUAGCUACUCAAGAAUGGGCAGAAUCUCUAACAGAAAUGGCCAAAGGGAAACAUCACAUAGGAGAUUUUCUACCUCCAGACGAACUGAAAAAGUUUAUGGCAAAGUACCAAGCGGCGAAAGGUGGCGAUGAACCAGAUCUUUCAGAUUACAAGGAAUAUAAACUUGGCGAGGAAAACAAGGGAUUCCAAAUGCUUCAAAAACUUGGCUGGAGCGAAGGCCAAGGUUUAGGAUCCGACGGAGCUGGAAGGCUGGAUCCUAUCAACAAGGGCAAAGUUCGAGAUUCUAAUGAAGGCCUUGGUCAUAUCAGACCAGACGAUAUCAGUACUGGAGAUGACGAAUAUGACGCUUAUAGGAAAAGGAUGAUGCUGGCUUAUAGGUUUAGGCCUAACCCUUUAGACAUAAAGACCACCAUAAUUGGUUCUGUUAAUGAUCCACAUAUGGUAAGAGAUAAGAAUGGAAAGCUGCUUGCUGUGGAGAAUGAGUUACAGGAAAGAUGGAAAGAGCACUUUCAGGAGUUAUUCAACCCUGCAGAAAUUGGAACCUACAGAAGCAUGUAA